Molecule: messenger RNA, 6979 nt
Organism: Myxocyprinus asiaticus (Chinese sucker)
Lineage: Eukaryota; Metazoa; Chordata; Actinopteri; Cypriniformes; Catostomidae
Product: inhibitor of nuclear factor kappa-B kinase subunit epsilon-like
Exons: 17
Coding region: 398-2182 (594 amino acids)
Biological process (GO): peptidyl-serine phosphorylation
Cellular component (GO): cytoplasm
Molecular function (GO): ATP binding; protein serine/threonine kinase activity
Source: RefSeq, a predicted model, not a curated record
UUUUACUUGUCGCACCACAGCUUAUAUUGUGGUCGAGAUAUUUAGUGGUUUGCGCUAUAAAAUUAUACUAGAUCGAUCCAAAGUAUAAUCUUUUAACGCUGUGUUUUUCAAGUUCCUAAAUGAAUUUCAAAUAAAGGCUUCCUUUCAGACAAACAAUACAGCAGUACCUUUUAAAAACUAUUAGAUGAUUCAACAAGGAAGUUCCUGACAGAAAUGAAAGGAAAGUUGCUGGUGAAUUUCCGUUGCUCUCAUAACUUCUACAGUAGGUGUGCUUUGUGACUUACAAGGGUUGCUAAUGUCGAAUUGAAGAGGAAAAUGUGCCAGCUUUUAACGCACAAAUGGUCAUACAGGAACGAAAUGGACUUUAUUUGACACUUCUGUCUUCGGUUGGAUGUGAAUGAAUGGUACAAACGUGUUGAGUGCAGAAAUACACUGCACAAUGACAGCAAGUACAGCAAACCACCUUUGGCUCAUUAAUGAUGUUCUUGGUCAGGGAGCAACAGCAAGCGUCUACAAAGGACGAAACAAGAAAACAGGUGAGCUGGUUGCUGUGAAGGUCUUUAACUUGGUGAGCUACAACAGGCCUUAUGAAGUUCAGAUGAGGGAGUUUGAGGUGUUGCAGAGGCUCAAUCACGUCAACAUUGUUAAACUCUUUGCUGUGGAGGAGAUGCAUUUGAACCCAAAGCAGAAGGUUCUGGUGAUGGAGUUCUGUUCAGGUGGCAGCCUGCUGAACCAACUAGAGGAGCCUGAGAAUGCUUUCGGCCUGUCUGAGUCUGAGUUCCUCAUCAUGUUACAGUGUGUGGUCCAAGGAAUGAACCACUUGCGGGAGAAUGGGGUAGUCCACAGGGAUAUCAAACCUGGUAAUAUCAUGAGGCAAGUGGGUGAGGAUGGACGCUCAGUGUACAAGCUCACAGACUUUGGCGCUGCCCGUGAGUUGGAGGACAAUGAGAAGUUUGUGUCCAUAUAUGGCACAGAGGAAUACCUGCAUCCUGACAUGUACGAGCGUGCAGUGUUAAGAAAGCCCCAGCACAAAGCUUAUGGAGUGUCUGUGGAUCUUUGGAGCAUUGGUGUCACCUUCUACCAAGCUGCCACCGGCAGCCUUCCCUUUAUACCAUAUGGAGGCCCACGCAGAAACAAGAAGACCAUGUACAAAAUCACAACAGAGAAGCCAGAGGGAGCCAUAUCAGGUGUACAGAAGGUAGAAGAUGGUCCUAUUGAAUGGAGCUACCGACUGCCACACUGCUGCCAGCUCUCAGAGGGUUUAAAGACCCAGCUGGUACCAGUGUUGGCCAGCAUAUUGGAGGCCAAUCAAGAGAAGUGUUGGGGCUUUGUCCAGUUCUUUGCUGCUACUACUGACAUCCUGCACCGCAUCACAAUCCAUAUCUUCUCUCUCCAGCAGGCCACUGCUCACAGAAUCUACAUCCACUUUCACAACACAGUCUCAAUCUUUUUUGAGGAUGUUCAGGCCCAGACUGGUAUUGAACCCACAGCUCAACAGUACCUGUUUCAGGGUCAUCCUCUCAUAUUGGAGCCAAGCAUGAAAGUUGUCAACCUUCCCCCCACCAGUUCAGACUGUCCUAUCAUUCUGAUCAGCCGACGUCCAGAGAAACUUGUAGGACUUCUGUACAGAGAGCCUGAGGCCUCUGCCAUACCCACAAAGUUUGACAUCAUGGCAGAUUACACUUUUUCCAAGACUGUGCUCGGGGUCAUCCAUCAAUACCUGCAUAUAGUUCGCGUCCUCCAGAAGUACAGGGAACUGAUUCUGCAGGGAUUCUAUAGCUACAUUGAAAACACAGGCUUGGAAUGCAGUAACGUGGCACACAGGAUUGCCAUGGUGAAUAUGAAGCUGCUUUCUUGUAUCGGCACAGAGGAGAACCUCCACAGAUUAACACACAAGUUUGCACAUGAGUUUCCAGACUUCAUAGACAAUAAAAAGAAACUUGCAAUGAUUGAAGAGGAUUUGCAGCGGAUGUAUGGCAAUGGAAUCAGAGAGUUUCAGAAUCAGCUGCAGCACCUGCAUGUCAUGCUCUCUAAACACUCAGAGACACUGGCUCAGGAUAAGAGCAGCAUCCAGAAGAUGGAGGUUCUGUUGGGAAAAAUUGUUGCUGUACAUCAGCUAUAUUGCAAAGACAGAGUAACAGGGAGGUUUAAUAUGACGUCGGCCCACCCUUUGCAGCUAUAACAGCUUCAACUCUUCUGGGAAGGCUUUCCACAAGGUUUAGGAGUGUGUUUAUGGGAAUUUUUGACCAUUCUUCCAGAAGCGCAUUUGUGAGGUCAGACACUGAUGUUGGACGAGAAGGCCUGGCUCGCAGUCUUCACUCUAAUUCAUCCCAAAGGUGCUCUAUCGGGUUGAGGUCAGGACUCUGUGCAGGCCAGUCAAGUUCUUCCACACCAAACUCACUCAUCCAUGUCUUUAUGGACCUUGCUUUGUGCACUGGUGCGCAGUCAUGUUGGAACAGGAAGGGGCCAUCCCCAAACUGUUCCCACAAAGUUGGGAGCAUGGAAUUGUCCAAAAUCUCUUGGUAUGCUGAAGCAUUCAGAGUUCCUUUCACUGGAACUAAGGGGCCAAGCCCAGCUCCUGAAAAACCCCACACCAUAAUCCCCCCUCCACCAAACUUCACAGUUGGCACAAUGCAGUCAGACAAGUACCGUUCUCCUGGCAACCGCCAAACCCAGACUCGUCCAUCAGAUUGCCAGAUGGAGAAGCGUGAUUCAUCACUCCAGAGAACGCGUCUCCACUGCUCUAGAGUCCAGUGGCGGCGUGCUUUACACCACUGCAUCCGAUGCUUUGCAUUGCACUUGGUGAUGUAUGGCUUGGAUGCAGCUGCUCGGUCAUGGAAACCCAUUCCAUGAAGCUCUCUACGCACUGUUCUUGAGCUAAUCUGAAGGCCACAUGAACUUUGGAGGUCUGUAGCGAUUGACUCUGCGACCUCUGCACACUAUGCGCCUCAGCAUCCGCUGACCCCGCUCUGUCAUUUUACGUGGCCUACCACUUCGUGGCUGAGUUGCUGUCAUUCCCAGUCGCUUCCACUUUGUUAUAAUACCACUGACAGUUGACUGUGGAAUAUUUAGUAGCGAGGAAAUUUCACGACUGGACUUGUUGCACAGGUGGCAUCCUAUCACAGUACCACGCUGGAAUUCACUGAGCUCCUGAGAGCGGCCCAUUCUUUCACAAAUGUUUGUAGAAGCAGUCUGCAUGCCUAGGUGCUUCAUUUUAUACACCUGUGGCCAUGGAAGUGAUUGGAACACCUGAAUUCAAUUAUUUGGAUGGGUGAGCGAAUACUUUUGGCAAUAUAGUGUGUGUAUAUAUAUAUAUAUAUAUAUUAAAAAAAAAUCUAUGUAUAUGAAAAUCAAGCACGUUUAACCAUAAUAACAAAGCAUAACCUGUACAACCUUAAUGACACAAGCAACAAAAAAAUUAAGUUUCCAAAAACCUUUACCCCUUUUUUUCUUAUUUACACAAACUGACAAACACACACGCACUAAAUGAAGGAAGAAGAUGUUGCCCUGGGAAAUCAAGAAGCUAAAUAAUAUAUGUAUGUUGUUGUGCUAUGAUUGAAGUUAUGUUUUUGCCAUUAAAUAUUCUAUGAAUAUGUCAAAUUAUGAUUACAUUUAAUCUGUCCUAACUUUUUACACUGUUAUGGCUCAUUUCAAAUUCCAACUUGAACAUAACUGUAAAUCUUUGAACAGUCAGUUAACUGGCUAAUACACAGAAGAGUCGAAGUUCCCAGCUGUCAGGGAGGAUGGGAAAACAGCUGAUGUUUAUCCAUUCCGUGUUCAGACUUGUGCAUACAUCCAAAAAAAAUUCACUUUUAAGUACUGUGUAGUGUCACUUGUGAAAAUGCUCUCUCCACAUGAUUAUUAGAUGUGGGAUGAGUGAGCAAUAUGAUCACCAUGAGUGCUAAAAUCUCAGAAUAUCAUGCAUUUGUCUCAUCAAGUAUCAUUUAAGUCAGCAUGAAACUGAAGUUGCAACCGACUUCCAUAUUGUGAUGUAUUUUAGAGUGAAACGGCUUAUUGAAAAGAAAAAAAAUGUAGGCAGGGGACUUGAUUUUAUCCAUCGGUUGUUGAUUGGAUUGUGAAAAGUGGCCGUUGCAUACCGGAGUGGAGGCAGAUGUGAAUGCGAGUUUGCAGUAGACACAAACACACACCCCUUCCACCAUGCUACACGAGCCAGAACAAGUUAUCGGUGAAAUUGAGCAGCGAUCUCAACACAUUGAUGAUCAAACUGACAACAUAAAUGCACAAGCACAUUGCAGUCUUUGCUUAUGAUGAGGCUAUUGCAGUUGAAAAAGGAGUGAGUAAAAGAUAACAAUAUUUUAACAUUUUUAAUCACAAUACACUAAAUAUAAAGGGGAAAAAAACACUCGUGCUGUUCAUCCCAAGAUACCUGCAUUAAAAAUAUGAAUAAACUCCAGAGGUAUCCGAAGCGUUGUAUUCAGUAGUGUAUUCAGCAGUUCAGGCAUGAAAUAUCUUGAACACAUCGGUGAAUUCACCGUUAUUCCUCCUCAUUCGAAAUGUAAAUUCAAGCCAGCUGGCCCAUAAACAAGGAAGAUUGGGGUAAGGAACGGGAGUUUUGGAGGAAACAGCUGAAAAUACACCUUUUCACCUCUGUAUUAGCUGCUUUGACUGCAAGUUUGUUGAUACUCAUGAAGGGGUGGAGUUAGUCAUUUCACUAGAAGAGCAAGUCAUGAUAUUUUGAUUAAAGAUUACAAGGUUAAAAAUAAUUAUAAAAUAGCCAAUAUGCAUGGAUGAAUUGUUCAUAAUAAGACCAGUUACAUGCAUUAAUAAAAUAAAUAGGGUCAAUUUUGAUUUCAUGCUUUAAACUUCUAGGCAUCUCAGGUGCAAUUUUUCUAUUGUGUUGCAAGAGCUGUAAAUAUGCUUGAAAGAAAUUCCACAGAUAAGUACUGACAUUAUGCACGACUAGAGGUCCACAGUAAUUUCCCCAUUUUUGACAUUUUCACCACUUUGUCAUUGUUUAGAUUGCCUAACCCACUCAUCUUGCUGAAAUCCAGAGCAACACCUGCUAAUCAUGCACUUGUUUAGAACAUACUAGUGGGCGUGGCUACUCAUAGCUCCUCUGAACAGGACUGAACACAUUUUCUGUCAAUCAUUGUUUUGGCUAUUUGAUUAAAGCAUUGUGUGUUGAGACAUUUUCUUUAUUAAAGCUGCAUAGGCAAUGGAAUUGCUUAAUUUUAUAAAUGUUAAAACCUGCCAAAAUCAUUCCAAAACAGCCCAUAUAUUGUCCACCCACCCAUGCAAAUUUUCCCUGCACAAUUCAGUCAAAACUUGCCCAGAUGGGUGGGAACCCCACACGCGUGAUUAAAUUGGGCUUCCGUCGAUAUCGUGGUGCAUGCAUCCCAUUUGAAUUCUACAUGAGAAUGUUCUAUUUUAAAGCGCUUUGGAGCAAUUCAACCAUGUCAAACAAAUAAACAGCCCCUAUAUUCUGAACAGCGCUGAUGAGGGAAAGAGAAAACACCUGCCCUGCACCAGCAUCAAUUACAAGAUUUUUCACAUUUUCACAUCAACACCCUUACUAAUAUUUAUCAAAGUAACUGUAACAUAAUUUUUCAGUACAACUGUGGAAAUUGUAACCGAGAAAAAACACGGAUAGCACAUACUUCAGACUUUGAAGUAUCGCAGACAUCGGAUCACUGGCUAAGAAAAUCGAUAUAAGAUCGUAUUGUAAUGAAACUUGCAAUUUAUCCCCCUAGUAUUUACACUUGAUAACUACUUCUGUUCAAUGAUCGAAUAGCUAUGAACAGGAUAUGGUUUGAGAUGCAUACAAGACCAGACUCGGCCAAGCGUAAAUGUGUAGCUGACUUAUAACAUGUCCAUGGACUUAAUUUUUAAAUCAGUAUGAAGAUUUCAAGUUAAAUUUUACAUUCAUUUAUAAAGUAAAGUAUACUGUAUAUCUUAGGACCUGUAACUGGACACCAUUUCUUUUUCAUUUUUAAACACCUUUUUGUUUGUUCAUUUUAAGGACACAUAUUCCAUGUAAUCUCUCAGUUGAGGUCAUAAAGGCUGCAUGUAUACAAAUGAUAACAGCAUUAGCAAAAUGUUAUUUAAAACAGUUUUAGAUGGAGUAUAACAUGUCCGCAUAUAACCGCAUGUCAUGUCAACUAUCCAAAUGCAGGUGGUCACAUACGUAAACUAUCAUGUCAGCAUAAGAAACAUUGAUAGCCCCGCAAUCCAUGUUUGAGAGUUGUCUUUUGUACCGCAAUCAUCGAAGCAAUUUUAGCCACCUCCGGUUUAGUUUUCAUAAGCAAACAAAGUUUCCGGCAUUUGCAUUAUCACGGAAGUAAACUCUAAUAUAUUUUCAAAUAGUGCAAGAUUAGUAGAUCUGAUUUAUACAUUAUUGUGUAAAUGGAUUGUGCACCCAAACAGAGUGCAAUCCAACUGAUAAAGACACAUGAAGUGAAGUGUAAAUUGGCCUAAAGAUAUUCUAGAUGAUUGCAUUUGCUAAUCUAUGACACCUGUCAAAGUGCUUCUCUGCAAAAUGCAAAAGGAAUGUUGUAUCUUAACUUCUGCAGAAUAUGUACAGUAUGUAAAGCUUUAAAUCCUUAAUAUAAGUUCAUCUCAUGUUCUAAAUGCUUAAACACUUAGCAAAAAUGCACUAUAGUUUGUAAGAGAGUGUAUGGAUAGAAGUGAGUGACCCAUUUCUCUCACUCCCACCUCUAGAAGCUGGAAGUGGAAUUUGAUGAGUGGAGCCAGUACUGAGAUUAGUACUCACUAAUGUACUGAUGUCUCCCACUUCAAGGAGGGGAAGCACUGUUGUGCUGCCUUAUCUGAAAGUGUGGACCAUUUCAGACAGGCCAGCAUGGAGCCUGGCCGCACUGAUAAUGUUAGAUAUGGCUUUGUGGAAAGACCGAAAAACCAAAAUACAGUUUAUCUUUUGCAGUCAUACAGAAAAUAACUACUGUGCAGCAGGGUUCAGAUUUUGAAAUAUUUUUCAGACCGAUGCUAAUUUGUUCACUUUCUG